AUGGCACCCAUGCCCAGACAAUCGAUAUCUGGAAGGCCAUCACGGUCUCAUCACAAGUCAUCCAUGAAAGCACCCCGCCACGUUAGCCUCCGCAUAAGAAGCGCAGAUACGUGCCUGGUGGGCCGGGAGGAGGAGGAAGGUUUGUUGAACUCGACGCGGCAGCUGUGGCGUCCCCCACAGCUCAAGAAAAUACCCCCCAAGAAGAAGAACGGCACGCCUCGAAGGCACUCCAAUAACGCUCGCAGCCGGCCUGCGCGUGAGAUCGAGCAGUCCCUAUACGCCCCUCCGCCACCACCUCCCAUUCCAACAACACCUCCAUCUAUGACGCGUCCUCGACGAGAUAAAAGUCAGAAUCGCGGUCGCUUCACCUCUUCAACAGCAGCAGCCCUUGCUCUGCAACAAGGCGACGGUUACAAACCGCGAGAAGAGAGGGGAUGGGAAGAAUUCCACCCUGAUCUGGACAUUGAUGGGAAACUCGCAGUAUUUACAGCGGAUGAGGUCGACGCUGCAGAUGCCCCUCCUAAUUCCGCGAAUCCAGACUCGGUUUCUGGAGCUUUAGAAAGCUUGGGCUCUCCGAUCCAGACUUCUACAGAUGUGACGCCGCUUCCAUUUAAACGUCGACCUGGUCGCCCCCCGCGUCGUCCGGAAGCUCUUCUCAAUGCGAUUCGUUUUCAACCUGGGCCGAAGGUGAUCCCACCGCCAGGUCCAAAUCCCCGUGAGAAGUUAACUCUACCAAAGCCCGCUUUUCGCCUACAAGAUCCUUUCACAUUUUACGAGCAGAAGGGCGGCGGCCAGCAGAAUUAUGUCGACCGAACUAUGGCCAGUGUAGGUUAUCAAGAAAGCGAUGUGUUCCUACGCCAUGAUAGGCGCUUCAUUCGAAUGACUGAGGGUGCCCAAGAGGAUGAUAUGGACGUGAUACAACCUGCUGCUGUUGAUAAUGAUAUCAACUCGACCGUUGGACGGGUCGAGUAUGAUAUGGAUGAACAGGAUGAAAAAUGGCUCGAUGACAUCAAUGCCAAACGCCGGGACGACCAACUCGAACCGAUAAAGCCUGCCAUAUUCGAAAUUACCAUGACAAAGAUUGAGAAAGAAUGGCAUGCUCUGGAAAAGCGCAUUCCAAAACCUAACCCAAAGCCCCCACAGACACAGCGGCCUCGCUCUAGCUCUGCCGCUGCAGUCAACGGAGAGACCGUAGGGCCAGGGAGGAACAAGACAGUAAAUGUGCAAUUUGUGACGAUGAACUCCAACGCGAUUGUGUUCUGCGAUGGAUGUGAUCUAGCUGUUCAUCAAGAAUGCUACGGCGUUCCAUUCAUUCCUGAGGGCCAGUGGCUCUGUCGCAAAUGCCAGCUGCUUGGACGCGGCACUACGAAUUGUAUCUUCUGUCCCAACACGGAGGGUGCCUUUAAACAAACUACGUCCUCGAAGUGGGCGCAUCUCCUGUGCUCCUUCUGGAUUCCCGAGGUUUCCAUAGGGAAUCCUUCUUUGAUGGAACCUGUGACUGACGUUGAAAAGGUACCACGAGGUCGCUGGAAGUUGCUAUGCUAUAUCUGUAAGCAGAAGAUGGGAGCCUCUAUCCAAUGCAGCAACAAGAACUGCUUUGUUGCGUUCCACGUGUCGUGUGCACGGCGUGCUCAGCUUUAUCUUAAGAUGAAGAUUGGCCACGGUCUCAUGGACUCUCACCUUCUCAAAGCCUUCUGUGAUAAGCAUGUCCCUCCCGAUUGGCGAUUGGAGCAUGGUACCGAUGCUGCUACGGCGGAUGCCAUUGAGUACUACCGGAAUACUAUGCAGGGUAGACGGUGGGGCGAUAGCCAGGCAGCGGCGUUGUCUCUGGCACCCUCGCACGCGGAAGAGGGAGAGGAAGAAUGUCUCCACACUCCUCGAAUUACAUUGACUGUCGGUGGGAACAAGCGCAAGCGAGCGGCUAGAACCAUUUGGAAGCUACCCUCAGGCGCCCCUGUCAUUCCACAGGUCGUCCUCAACUCGGUUGUUGCUUCCCUUGGGCGAUUCACAGUUCGUGGCCGCAAACAAUAUGCGGAAGAGGCUUGCAAGUACUGGACUUUGAAACGCGAGGCACGACGUGGCGCCGCUCUCCUCAAGAGACUCCAACUGCAGUUGGAGACAUUUUCCUCAAUGGAGAUGACCCGUCGUGAUUACGUAGCUAUGGGUGUUACUGGUCAUAAGCGUCUACAACGUCGUAUCGAAUUUGGUGAGCACCUCUACAAGGAUCUUGAUCGGUUGCGAAUGCUUUGCGAUGAGGUGAAAAAGCGUGAGAGGGAGAAGCUCAAGGAUGCUGAGAUGCUACGAAGCAUUGUUGACCUGGUCUACUUCCCCAUCUUUCCACUCUUGUGGCCGGUCUUUGAGAAGGCUCAAUCUCGAUGGGAAAGCGGUAUUCGCUGCUGGUUUAAUCGACUCCAAGAGAGGUUUUACCCGUCUGUGGCGUCCUUCUCUGCUGACUUGGCUAGCCUUUUCACCUCGGAGAUAGGCGUUGGGCCUGCCGGUGACACCGCGCAACUCCAAGAGCAGAUCAGUGGCCGGGCCCCUGAACUCAGUGUAGAGCAGCGCGAGAAAAGGAAAUUGGCUAAGCGGAUAAUUAAAUCUAUCCAGCCCGCUUUGGAAGAUGCUAUCCGAAAAGAAAGCGAAUUGAACCGAAAACCUUAUGAAAAAGAACUGAAGGAGCUGGAUGUGAUUCUGGAUCAUAGUGUGAUGUCCCGUCGGGGCGAUUCCGCCGAAGUCGAGGGAGAUACUGAGCUUGGGAUCGACCCAGAAGACCACAAGGUUGAAGCUAUGGAAGGCGUGGAAGCAAUUGAUAACCAUGACCAAAUGUCAACUGCACCUCCGGCCGAUGAAGUUGUACCUUCACGAGAGCUUGCUACGGAAGACGUUGUGGCUCAAGCAUCUGUCUUCGAGGAUGAAACAAAGCCCAACAUCAAUGUGAUCACUAAGCGCCAUCCCACGCCUGUUCUGAGUGAGGAGGACCAGCAACUCCCACUGGCACAGGGGGGUAUCCAGUGGUACAUGGAACCCUUUGAUCCAGUUGGAACAACAAUUCACGAGGAGCGGUGGACUGGUCGGGAUGUGAUGCGUGGUAUGAGCGAAGAAUUGAGCGAGCUGGAUGAAGAUGAACUGAAAGAUUUGGUGGACGACGAGCUGCCUGACACUGUGAACACGUCGGCAGACAACCCGGGUCGUUCCAAGCAGAAUGUCCGUAGGACUCGACGUUCUCGUUGGUAG
This is a messenger RNA of Penicillium chermesinum, 3231 nucleotides long. RefSeq names its product putative PHD finger domain protein. Lineage: Eukaryota; Fungi; Ascomycota; Eurotiomycetes; Eurotiales; Aspergillaceae. The transcript has 5 exons. Gene Ontology annotation, biological process: regulation of transcription by RNA polymerase II. The record is from RefSeq and is a predicted model, not a curated record. The coding region runs from base 1 to 3231 and encodes 1076 amino acids.